GGUUUGAACAGUCCAAAUGCACAAAGAAUUUCACGGAACCCUCCGAGCGCAUUCUAGUGAUUAUCCCGCCUAACAAAGUUCGACUACUAUCGUGAUCAUGUGGCUACUCGACGCGAAGUCCAUGCGACUUGACCGUAUCGAUGACGAAGAAAAAGUCCCACCGUACGCGAUUCUUUCACACACCUGGGCCAAUGAUGAAAUAUCAUUCAAAGAGAUGAGAUCUGUUGAUACCGGCACCAACAUGACCACGAAGGCCGGAUGGUUGAAGAUAGAAAACACCUGUCGAUUAGCCUUGGAACAUGGACUCAGCCAUGCCUGGGUUGACACUUGUUGCAUCGACAAGUCUAGUAGCGCUGAAUUACAAGAGGCAAUCAACUCCAUGUUCAAAUGGUACGAGCAUGCAACCAUCUGCUUUGCUCACCUUGCAGACGUCGCUGCAGACGAAGAUCCUGCUGAUGAAGGAUCGGCUUUUCAAGGCUGCCGCUGGUUCAAAAGAGGCUGGACGCUUCAGGAGCUACUUGCUCCAUCUGAAGUCGAGUUUUACGAUAAAUGUUGGAAACAAAUUUCUACCAAGUCGCGUCUUCAAGGCUUGAUCGAGAAAGUCACGGGUAUCAAGUCCUAUUAUGUCUGCCCGUCGGGUGGACUUGAAGGCGCAUACGACAGACUAUCAGGGGCAGGUAUCGCGGAACGAAUGUCUUGGGCAGCCGAAAGGGAAACAACACGGAUAGAAGAUCUUGCGUACAGUCUCCUCGGCCUUUUCGAUAUCAGCAUGCCUAUGCUCUAUGGAGAAGGUCCCAAAGCCUUUCAAAGGUUGCAGGAAGAGAUUAUGAGAGUCAAUGACGAUAGCUCUUUGCUCGGUUGGGGAUAUCAAGAAUCCUGCGACGAUUGGCGCUGGGGGACGGAUUCUAUUCUUGCACCGCACCCGCUAUGUUUUAGGAACUGUCGAACCAUUGUCGCUUGCGCACUCAAGGGGUUCAGAUCAGCUUCUUUUUCCAUGAGCCAAAGGGGAUUACAGAUGAAAGCCCCUGUGCGGGCCGACCUAACACAUAAGCAACUCGUAUACAUGAUUUUGGGUUGCGGGCCACGCUCAGAGAGAGGGUGGUAUCGGCAGGAAGACGACUCCUGCUCCUUUAUGGCGAUACCGCUGAUUUGCACAAGCGCAUGCGAUACAAUUCAGAUCGGUGAUGGACUGCAGGACGGAGAGUAUCUGCGUCCAAAGUGGUGCAGGCCGGCUCUGGUCUCCGAAGAAUUCUUGAGCCAGGCGGAAUGGAAGGAGCUGGUUAUCCGACGACCCUCCCGGCAAUAUUCCAGACUUCGAAAAUUGCCAAUAUCCAUCGCAAUUGCUCCCAUUCCGAACCAAAUCCACAGAAUAAUCGGGACUUACCCACCUCAACCGAUCGGGGCUCAAUUUGUUUCUCUUUGCCAACAUCCCGGGCAUCAAAUCGCCCCAUGGGCAACGAAUACCCAACACCUAUCCGAGGUCCAACAAGCAGGCGGGAAUACCAACAGGAACCUAACGCCUGGACACUCCGCAGAAGACCAGAGAAUGAUUCAAAUUGAGAUCCCGUUCCGCGGAGUCUUUCUCUUCGUCCUCGAUUAUACGGCAAUAGUCUCACACAUAGGUCACAUACCUGUGUGGCAGUGUUCGGAUUUCCGAAGCCGGGUUUUUGCCUUUCCCGACCAAUUCAGCCUAGAAAUCAUGCACAGGCUGUCCGUCACUCAGGAUUUCAGUCACCUUAAGGAAUUAGACACCCAGUGCCAGGGAGAACGCUAUAUGUUUAAAAUUGACGACAAACCUCAUACAUUUCUAGAAAUUCAGUUGGAAAAAUUCUCUCUCAUUACAGAUAUUUACAUUUCGAUCCUUACGAAAUCAACAAGUCCUCAUUUGACCAUGUUGCAGGAAAGGGCUGGAGAAUCUUUGCUCAACUGGUUGGAAAGACGCAAGAGAAGAAGGGAAAGGAUGCCUGGUAAAGGGAGAAUAGCAGCCCGAAUUGCUGGCCAGAACGGUGUGUUAUGAGGCUAGUUACAGUACUAUAUCAGCAGCUGGCUGCUACAUUUCGACGGCCAGGCCGAUCUCCUUACGGACUAUCGCAACUAGACUACACCUUCGCCUUGGACUAGGUUAACAGGUUAGACAUCUAUCCGAUUUGGCCUCUGUCAUUUUAACUUAUACCGCUUUGACCUCUGUAGCUUUGGCCUCUAGACUUUCUUUUUAUAUCUAUAUGGCCUCAUUUCUAUCAAGUCGCUCACUUUCCUAUCAGAUCGGCCUAUUUCCUAUCUUUCCUAGUAAUACCAGUCUGUUCCUAUAAAACCAGCCCUCUCUCUACUAUUCAAUAAUGACCUAUAUAAGACCAUCUGUUAGGCAUCUCAUUAGCUA
Molecule: messenger RNA, 2377 nt
Organism: Ilyonectria robusta
Lineage: Eukaryota; Fungi; Ascomycota; Sordariomycetes; Hypocreales; Nectriaceae
Product: heterokaryon incompatibility protein-domain-containing protein
Exons: 1
Coding region: 98-2017 (639 amino acids)
Source: RefSeq, a predicted model, not a curated record